UUUUUCUUUUCAUUGUUUUCCCUCUUUUGUUGUGUGUGUUGGGGGGUGGGUUGUUUUAUGAAUUCAGGCCAUUCUCUCUGGGGAACCAAGUAUUGUUGAGGCAGCUGCUGCAUUGUUGAAGGCUAUUGUUACCAGGAAUCCCAAGGCCAUGGUACGUCUAUACAGCACCAGUGCAUUUUAUUUUGCACUGGCCUAUCCAGGAUCUAAUCUACUUUCAAUUGGGCAACUCUUUACCGUCACCCUUGUCCCCCAAGGAUUUCAUGGUGGCGAAGAGGCUGCGGUUUCAGCUUCAUUGCCUUUGGCAAAACGCAGUGUUCUUGGUGGACUUCUUCCUGAAUCUUUGUUGUAUGUAUUGAAGCGCAGUGGUCCAGCAGCAUUUGCUGCUGCAAUGGUAUCAGAUUCUGACACUCCUGAGAUAAUAUGGACUCAUAAAAUGAGGGCAGAAAAUUUAAUACGUCAGGUUUUGCAACACCUUGGUGAUUUUCCACAGAAAUUGACACAGUAUUGCCAUGUUUUGUAUGACUAUGCCCCAAUGCCUCCAGUUACAUACCCUGAACUUAGAGAUGAAAUGUGGUGUCAUCAUUAUUACUAGAGGAAUCUGUGUGAUGAAAUCCGCUUUCCAAAUUGGCCUAUUGUUGAGCAGCUUGCAAGAUCCUUGAAAUAUCCUUGGAUGAUGUAUCCAGUGAUGAUGUAAAUAAAAGCACUAUUCGGAGGUAUCAGAUGAAACAUCUAGCUAAUCAAAGCAAAUUGAAAAUAUCAACAAGGAAAAGUUAAAGCGACGAUAUCGAAAACUUGCUAUGAAAUAUCAUCCUGUCAAAAACCCUGAAGGAAGGGAGAAGUUUCUUGCUAUACAGAAGGCUUAUGAAUAAUCUAAUUUGGGGAUCACUGCUAUGCAAAAAAGAAAAAGUGUAUAAAGACAUCUACUAUAGCAUGAACUGUUGGAAAAUUAUUUCUACUUUUGUUAGUUUGUCUUAUACUUUAAAGUUCAAGUCAUAUAUUCAUAUUUAUUUAGCUACCCUUUUGUAUCAAGAAAUGACAUAU
Molecule: messenger RNA, 1041 nt
Organism: Arachis duranensis
Lineage: Eukaryota; Viridiplantae; Streptophyta; Magnoliopsida; Fabales; Fabaceae
Product: dnaJ homolog subfamily C GRV2
Exons: 2
Coding region: 149-592 (147 amino acids)
Biological process (GO): receptor-mediated endocytosis; endosome organization; regulation of early endosome to late endosome transport
Cellular component (GO): endosome membrane
Source: RefSeq, a predicted model, not a curated record